AUGUAUAUAAAUUUAUAUAAACACAAAACAAAGGUACUAUGUUUUCUUUUACUAUUAACUUUCUUUUUGAUAAAUGGAUUUUAUGUUUUUAAAGUAAAUAAUGAAAAUGGAUUUUAUGUUGGAAAUAAAAAUGAAACCUUAAAAAGUGAAGGUGGACAAUUUAAUAAACCUGAAAGUAAAAAAAAAAUUAUUAGUCAAAACUUAACAAUAAAAAAUGAAACUUUUGAAAUUAAUUAUAACCACACAACCACCACCACUAAAAAUCAAACUCUAAAAAAAAAUGAAAAAAUUAAUAAUCAAAUUUCAAAUGUAAACCAAACUGAACUUUUAUUAAAAAAUAAUAAUAAUAUCAAUAGUAUUAAUAAUAAUAAUAAUAAUAAUAACAAUAAUAAUAUAAAUAAUAAUAAAGAUAAAGAUAAACCAAUUUUAAAUAAUGAAAGUAAAAGUAAAUCAUUAAUAUUAAAUAGAUCAUCACCAAAUAAAGACAAUGAAAUUUAUUUAAAAAAGAGUGAAAUUCAGUCAAGUAAAAGUAAAAGUGAAUUAAAAAUAAUAAAAACCAAUUCAAAAAAUGUUGUUGAUGAUGAUGAUGAUGUUGAUGAUGAUGAAGAUGAUUAUUUUCCAAUUAAUGGUAAAAUUCAAAGUUUUGAUAAUAAUGUAUUUUUAUUAAAUGAAUCAGUUAAUACAUUUAAACCAAAAUGUAAAUAUAUUGAUAUUGUUUAUACAUGGGUUGAUGGAACAGAUCCAAAAAUGUUGCAGAAGUAUGGAACAUUAAAAUAUUCAUUAAGAAGUGUUCGUAAAAAUGCACCAUGGGUUAGAAAAAUUUUCAUUAUUACUGCAAAUCAAAUUCCAUCUUGGUUUAAUAUUUCAAAUAAUGAUAAUGUUGAAUUUAUAUUUCAUGAUGAAUUAUAUUUUAAUAAAUCCCAUUUACCAACAUUUAGUUCAAAUUCAAUUGAAUCAAAUUUUUUUAAUUUACCAAAUCAAGUUUCAAAUUGUUUUUUAUAUUUAAAUGAUGAUGUUUUUUUUAGAAAUCCAGUUUUAGCAAGUGACUUUUUUGAUGAAAAAUUUAAUGCUCAUGUUUAUCAACAUAGUAAAAUCAUAUCAAGUGAAACUAUAAUACCAAAUGGUAAAUUAAUUAGAAAUAGUGUUCAAUUUACAAAUUUAGUAUUUAGUAAUAGAUAUUUAGAUAGAAUUUGGUUUAAAACAAAUAGGUAUCGUUCAGAUCAUGGUGUUGGUGUUUUUAAUAAACAAAUAUUGAAAAUGGCAUAUAAAGAAUUAAAAGAACAAUUUGAAUCAACAUCAUCAAAUAGAUUUAGAUAUCCAGAAGAUUUAACAAUACCAUUUUUACAUCUCCAAUUUUUAAAAAGAUAUACAACAUUUAAAGUGAAACCAUCUAUAAAUGAAUAUUUUGCACUUAAAGAAGAUAAUGUAGCUGAAUCUUUCAAAAAAAUGCAAUUAAUUUUACUAAAAAAUCAGUUUGUUUAA
This is a messenger RNA of Dictyostelium discoideum AX4, 1482 nucleotides long. RefSeq lists its product as hypothetical. NCBI's taxonomy places the organism in Eukaryota, Evosea, Eumycetozoa, Dictyosteliales, Dictyosteliaceae. The coding region runs from base 1 to 1482 and encodes 493 amino acids. Gene Ontology annotation, molecular function: transferase activity, transferring phosphorus-containing groups. The transcript has 4 exons. The record is from RefSeq and is a predicted model, not a curated record.